This is a messenger RNA of Staurois parvus, 346 nucleotides long. Lineage: Eukaryota; Metazoa; Chordata; Amphibia; Anura; Ranidae. The record is from the annotation of a GenBank genome assembly.
AAUAAGUCCAUCUAUGAACUUUUAUUGCUACUAAAUAUUCCACGGUCAACUGUUAGUGGUACUGUAGCAAAGUAGAAGCAACUGGGAACAACAGCAACUCAGCCACCAAGCGGUAGGCCAUGUAAAAUGACAGAGUGCGGUCAGCCAUGCUGAAGCGCACAGUGCACAGAAGUUGCCAACUGCCUGCAGAGUCAAUAGCUAGAGACCUCCAAACUUCAUGUGGUCUUCAGAGAGCUUCAUGGAAUGGGCUUCCAUGGCCAAGUAGCUGCAUCCAAGCCUUACAUCACCAAAUGCAAUGCAAAGUGUUGGAUGCAGUGGUGUAAAGCAUGCCACCACUGGAUUCUAG